AUGCUCACCAGCUCCCGUUGUCUGAUGUCUCUUGGCAUCAGCCAGGCGUGCCGGAUCAUGGGGUUUGCUGCACCGCCUGUAGAGAAGCGGAUGCUGAAGAGGCGCUACGUUGAGCUGGUCCAGAAGCAUCACCCGGAUCAGGGCGGCCCAGGGGCGUCAGCAGACCGCAUGGCAAGCGUGACGGAGGCGUACAAAACCCUGCAACGGCUGUUGGAUGACGGACGACACCGAAGGGUCGCAUUGAGUUCAACUCAACACAACGGUCAUAAUGGCAGGAGUAGUCGUAAUGGCCAAGACGACAUGCAUAUGGAGGCGGCGUCAUUUGUUGCCCCUGGCGUAGCACUGAGCACAUCAGGAUGGACGCUUCCUUGGCAACGCGGUCGCACAAAGUCAUCGCGACAGGAACAGGAACGCCAGUUGCACGAGCAUGCGACCUCGCUUUUUGAUUUUUUGAAGCGAAUUCGGGCGAUGGAACGUGAGGAAUUUGCCCGUGCGGAGCGUUUGAAGUCGGAGCUGAAGUCAUCAGAGGGAUCGCACGGCUUUACUGUUGAACACUUUGAGGAAAUGCGGAGGAUGCAACAACAGACUGCGUCAUGGACUCGGCGACGACAUUCCCUUCCACUUCUCAUAUGGAGGUAUCAUCGGGAGCGGCUCGCACGGGCGCCAAAGCGUUGCUGGGAAACCGUGCGGUAUAUCUUGUUUGGGCAGUAG
Messenger RNA from Trypanosoma cruzi, 711 nucleotides. RefSeq lists its product as uncharacterized. The record is from RefSeq and is a predicted model, not a curated record. NCBI's taxonomy places the organism in Eukaryota, Euglenozoa, Kinetoplastea, Trypanosomatida, Trypanosomatidae. The coding region runs from base 1 to 711 and encodes 236 amino acids. The transcript has a single exon.